This is a messenger RNA of Bemisia tabaci, 5826 nucleotides long. NCBI's taxonomy places the organism in Eukaryota, Metazoa, Arthropoda, Insecta, Hemiptera, Aleyrodidae. The record is from RefSeq and is a predicted model, not a curated record.
GUGAAACGGUAAAAAUGUUCCUUCCGGUACUGACCAUCAGUACAGUAAGUAAGUAUGUGGACAAUUUAGAUUAAUUUGAUACGGUAUGGCUAAUGCAUUAUCGUAAAAACAUGACCUACGAAACUUGAUCCAGUUGUUUUGCGUACGCUAGUUUGGAAUCAAUUUCCCAAAGUUUCAUUCAAGCAUAGUUGUUGGUGUGACCUUUUUAUCCCUACCUACAUCCUCAACGAAUAGCUGUUACUUAGACAAAUAGCAUGUCAAAAUCGAAAGACUCAGCUCUAAAAUUCUUCCCUUCAAAGAAUGUGAGGCCACUCUCUGGGGUUCUUGCUGCCAGAACAGUGACCAUUCCCCCGAAGCAAAGGAAUGAGUUCACAUUAAGUUCUCGGGCUCAAAAUACAAAAACAGAAACUUCCUCAAAGGCUGAACAAGAUGUGUCUGAUGCUGCUCUUAACGACAGGCUCAUAGAGGAUUCAGAAUUUUUGCUCCAAGCCACUUUAUUCUUACAAACCGCUGAAGAGCAGUUAAGUAGUAUCGAAUCUUCCUUGAAGCGCCCGAUGUAUCCAAGGAACUUACUUGGUCUGAACUUGGAGAAUUGCGAGGACAAAAAAUACGCCAAAGACAUUGUGGGAGCUAUUUUAAGCGGUCAUACCUUGAAGCGAGAGAAUUUUUUUUCUAUACCUACUCGCCUGAAACGACAGUCGGUCUCUGACAAACCACCAGAAGCAUUUAAAGAAAACAGUCUGAAGCCUGAAUCUAAACUCAGCAGUAUCCAUAGAAAAAAAGUACGACAAUCCUCUGAAAAUAAAGUUGCAAGUUCACAAAAGGAAUUGCACAAAUUUCUCAGAAUUAGUGGACACCGAACUACUGACAAAGUGUCGCAGACAUCAAGCUCAACAGAGAGUAAUUUUCCAUCUCAAAGUACAAUUCCUGAGCACAGUAGGUCAGAAGCAAGUGAAAAGAGUCAACUGGUUGACAAGCUAAGGAAAAACAAAGAGUAUUUUAUAUCUGGUGAAGCAAAGCAUGAGUAUCCUGUGCCGUAUCAAGUGACUAGAAAAAAAAUGACGAUAGAAGACAUUCCCAUCUGUGUCACCACUGACCUAAAAACACCUAACAAUGCAGCAUUGAUAAAUAUUCUCAGUAAUACCACUGAACGAGAAGAUGACAGUCCUACAAAAUCUAAACUUGCUAAAAAUUCCUUGAAAAUACAAGCAAUGCCAUCAAUAAAUAUUAAACCAGCAUUAACCCAAGAAACUUUCACACAAGUUGAUAUCCAGCCGUGUAAAAGUUUACAAAAAGAGUUCGCUACCAAUAAAAAUGUAUCAUUCAUCGAAAUCGUGCAUGAUGAAAAUAGCAAAAUAAUCAGGAAAGGAACUCCUUUUUCUGGAAAUACUUAUAUGGACGGAUUGAACAGAAAGCCAAAUUUAAACGCUGAAAGAUUGGUUACAUUCAGAGAGACCAACUUGGAACAUGUUCCAAGGCAGGAGUGUGUCCCUAAGCAAGAACCUUUGUUGGUAAAAAAACACAAAAUUUUCAGGCGAGAAAGACUUGAUCAGAUCCUGAAUACUAUCACAGACAAGCUGACAGCUCAAAUUGAAAUCCCUGAUGAAAUUUUAGAGAACGCAAUUGAUCGAUUGUGGGAUUUGGGAGAUUAUCUUGAGGACAUGUACACAAACGCUGCAGGGAAUUUUCAUCAAAAAGUGCGCCUCAAUUUUACCUCAUUAUGGCUUCAUGAAAUAGUUCGGUUAAUUGAUAUUGAAAUGAAAAGGAAACCGGACUCACUGAACACUGGGAUUCCAACUAUUGUCCAGUAUAUCAUUUCAGAAAUUCAAUGUAAAAGUGCAAUCAAUUAUCAGCAGUCUUGUAUUAUAGCAGAAGAGAAUGAUGAAAUUAAAUUUUACUGUGAGCACGAUUCUCCUCUUAAUCUACAAUACAAGCACAAGCUUGGGAAUCAAUCAGUAUCAUUUCGGAGGUCCUCCAGAAACAGUCCUCAGACUAACAAUAGACCUCUCACAAAUAGUCUUGCCUCAAAAGCAAAAGAACACCCAGAGAGUAAAAAAUCUCACAAUUUCCUUCUUGAAGAUUUUCAAGAGCCAAACAAAGCUAAUAGUGAAAAUGUAGGGGCAAAUUUAAUUCCACAAAUUCUCAGUUCAAGCAGAAGCAAACUGACUUCAAAAACCGUACAUGGUCUCUCGAGCAAACGAAAUCUAGAAAAUUGUAUCGAAGUCGGAAGUCAGGACCACUCUGUGCCGGAAAAAUUAGUCACCUCCAAAAUAAAAAAUACUGAUGGAAGAGAAACCACCUCCAAAAAUAACUUGAACUUUCAUGAGAAAAAUAAGUUUAUGAAUGCUGAUCAGCGUCAAAAAGUCAUUCAAAAGUUGGGUGCCGAAGUCAAAAAAAUGUUAAGUUGGCAUGAGGAAAUGCAGCCUCGCAAAGACAUCAAUAGGCUGCCGAACCAUUCUGUUUCUCACAAUGCUUGUAUAAAAGCAAGUGUUACUUCUUCACCAAAAAUUACACCACCUGUAACAAUCCCUCCCCCCAUUUUACCCUCCAAGGAUGAAAUACGCAAUGUAGAAAGUUGUAAUGAGGUAAUCGGUGCUGAGACAAAUUUUCAAGAAAUGGUGAAAGGGAUUGACCUCAAAGUUGCCUCUUCUUUAAGUGCCUCAUCAAAGUCUACUGUAACUGAGCAGGUCUCUCCGGCCAUUGCAAGCGGAGAAGUGGCCUAUGAUGAUGACUGGGAAGAGGAUUCCAACACUCCUUCUAAUACAAGUGGCUCCCAAAAUUCCUGCCACAAGAGAGUAAAUGGUAGCUCUGAGUCAAUCAAUUUUAAAUCUGAAAAACCUGAACCUGUCAAAGGAAGAGAGGACAAGCAAGAUAAGCAAAAAAGAAACGAUGAAAUCUCUGAGACAAACAGUAGCAACUCUACUCUACACGCUGAAAAAUCAAAGGUUUCGAAAAUCAAUUAUGAUAUAACCGCAAAGAGUCCUGAAAUAAAUUCAUCAACACCUGAGGCUGUUCAACUUCAAAGCGUGAAGUCUUCCCAGAAAUCACUAAACUAUGCUUUGCAAGAGGGCUACUCUGAUAACUCCCAUCCAAUUAAAACUUCAGUGUCAUCUGAAACUGACAUUGCAAGUGAUUUCGGUGAUCAAGAAAUCAGCAUUUUAAACACAAGAUCAGAUAAUGCUCAGAAUUCCGAUUCAGUCGGAAGGAAGUCUUGCAUCCCAUCCGAGGCUGAAACAGUGAAAGAUUUGAGCCAGCUUAGCAGUGAGGUGGCGGCUCCUCAGUCUAUGAGUCUACAUUUUCAGGAAAAUUCUCACAAAGAAAAUGACUCAGGGAUUGUUCAACAGUCACUAGAAUACAACCUACCUAGCAGAAAGGAUGAUCUUGUUGACCAGGGAAAAAGGCCAGAAAUAGAAAAUUAUGAGCAGCCCAUGAACGGCAGUUUGGCAUCCAUGAAACUGUCCAAAAGUUGCCAAGCGUUGGCUGAAAAUGUCGUGCGGGUAGAGGAAAUGAAGAAUGACCUUUUGAAAGCUUUUAUUAAAUCGGGAAAAGGAUCGGCACCCAUAGUUUCUCAUGCGCUAUCGUCACCAGACCUGGCAAGAAAACCUAGCAGCAAGCGGAAGAAUUCGAGACCAAAUUCGGCCCCUGAGUAUGAAUCUACCAAUAUAGACAUGUGUGUUAUUAAAACGAUUAGUGUAGAAUCUGAAAAUUUACCCUGUGAAGAAGUAAAAAAAUGUGAAAAUGCAGUUCAGUCGAGAGCUGAUAUUUCUGAAAGCAGACCGGGGAAGGUAUCUCACACUGCUUUGCAAGCCAAAGAUUUAAAACAGGCUUUCAGUGACCUAUCAUUUGAGCCAAGUGUUAAUGAAUUAAGUGCCCUGUCUCACGUUAAAGAACCGAUAGAGGCACUUUCGCGGCAUGAAAAUUUACAAAUGGACCAGACUUGUAGCAAUUUUUCUUCCAAGUCUAGCUGCAAUGAUUCAGGCACUAAGCUCAGUGUGCAGGCACAUGUGGCACAUACUGAUUUAGCAAGACCCAGGCCUUUUUGUGAUUUAACACCGAAGUCUAGCGCAAAUAUAUCACACACCGGACUUCUUGAAGAACUGUCAAAAGCAUGUUUCUUGCAAAAUGAUUUAGAAUGUAAGAACGGUUUUAGCGAUGUAUCAUCUAAGUCUAAUCUUAGUGUUUACGAUUUUGAAAAUGUUAUUCCAACCCCAUCAAAGGUGUCUUUGAGGAAGAAAGAUUUUGAAACAAACCAGGCUUUCAGUGAUUUAUCAUCCAAGUCUAGUGUAAGCUCAGUAGUCUCUGAGCCUGGCACUCAAAGCUCAGCAGAAGCUUCAUCAGCAUCUGAUGACAUGCAGCCAAUUUUUGUUUCAAAAACAGCAAGUGAAAAAGGACAUUUAGAAGUCAUUGAUGAUAAGGAAAAAGUUAGCGAGAAUGAGACUUCUAGUGAUUUGAAUAUUGUCGAGGCGAAAGGAAACAACAUCGCUCAAUCGUUUGUCGAGCUCUCUAAUGAGAUCUUGAAACAUUUAAAAUUAGAAAGUGAGCUUUUAAUGCAACUUCAUCCUUCUGAUCUUGAUUCAGAAGCUAACAGCUCAGUGAAAGGGACUGAAAAUGUAAUUCCAAAAAUUUCAAGAACUAAUCUGAAUUCUUCAGAAACUACGUCAAGUCAUUCAGAACUUGAAGUCGAUCAAGAUGACAUUGUGUUUUUGAGUUCAGAAGCGUCUGCAGAUUUUGAAUGCCUCAUGUCACAACUCUCUGAAAAUGUCAGGGAAUCCGUAGAGAGCAUGGAUGAGUUCUUAGGGGAUAGCGCUGAAGAAAUAUUAAGUGUUCUUUCAUCGGAACGAUUUAGAGUUGAUUGUUCUCAAGGAUUAGACGCCUCAAUCAAAGAAAUUUUGUACAGUGAUGUUGUUGAUCCAAGCAAUUUUGUAAUGGAACGUUUUUAACGUUUUUGCAUUAGUCUGGUCCAGUUCGUAAUAUACCCCAACUUCAAAUUGAUAAUCAUCUUGAACCCAGAUAUUUUUUUUCUGCAAUGCUUUUACGAAAGCCCAUUUAUUUUUAUCUAAUUUUUUAUUUAAGCUAAUUUUAUGUUUUAAAAAAUUGUAAUUACCACAAGAACUACAUGCUUUGUAUCUCUCUACAAGAAUUCAAUUUUCAAAGAUGUGAAUGUUGUCCUCUAGGAUAUGAAUACAGCAGUGACUCAAUGGAAAAUGAAAUUUAAGCUGUUAGCUCAAUGUUUUAAACAAUUAGGUAAUAGCAAAACAAUAUCAAAAGGAAAGCAAUAUUUGUCAUCUUCGUUAAAAAAAUGUUUAUUCUUGAGAAUAUCCCCCUCAUAAUGUGGGAACAAUUUUUAAUUAUGCGCAUGCCCACUGUGAGCGCACUAUUACGUUGAACUUUGUAAAAUUUGAAUUAUUUAGGUAUUGUUGUAAAACAUAUGAUUAGGAAAUCAGUUUAUGGAAUUUAUUUUUUUACACACCAUUUCAAGAAAAUGCUUUAAUUAGAUAAUACCCAUCAUACCAGUAAUAACUCUUACCAUACCCUCAGAUUUAUAAGUAAAAUGUGUUCAACUUUGUACCUAUUUUACUUGGAUGAAUUCAGAUAAUUUUAUUUUUCUGCCUUGUAUUGACCAGUCAUACCAGUAUUGUUGUCAAUUGUGACCUAUCUAGAUGAUUAUUCUGUUUCCUUUAAUUAGAUAUUUUUUUAGUUACUUAAAUGUACUUUGUCUACACUUGUUCCAUUAAUUUUAGGUUUCCUUCACUUUUCAAUGGUUACAUAGGUACUUACAUUGAAAUAAAGCUCUCAAAAUAUGGUCUUUUUCAUAUGCUGGUGUAA